CUAUAAAAGAUCGGGUCUGGACAGCCGAGAGCACCAGUUACAGCCAAUCCAUUGCUCAGCGCAUAUAUCAUCUUAAACCGGAACCACCAAUCCAGAAUCAAUAUGAAAUUCUUCUCAGUUGUCACCGUCUUCGUGCUCGGUCUCCUGGCCCUUGCAAACGCUGUUCCCCUGUCGCCCGAUCCCGGAAAUGUGAUCAUUAACGGAGACUGCAAAUACUGCAAUGUCCGUGGUGGCUAAAAGGAGAAUCUAUCUAUGUCUAAGGAUGUACAAAAGGACUACUUACCUCAAACCCAAGACACAAUAUUUAUAAUACCGCUUAAUACUAAAAUGAAACCUAGAAUUAAAAUAAAAGUGCCAUGAAAUCAAAUACAACAAAAUAGAAGGCUUCA
Molecule: messenger RNA, 389 nt
Organism: Drosophila subpulchrella
Lineage: Eukaryota; Metazoa; Arthropoda; Insecta; Diptera; Drosophilidae
Product: bomanin Short 2-like
Exons: 2
Coding region: 103-237 (44 amino acids)
Biological process (GO): defense response
Source: RefSeq, a predicted model, not a curated record